Diorhabda carinulata is the source of this 4009-nucleotide messenger RNA. It is a transcript of the gene FAM21, whose product is annotated as WASH complex subunit 2. The record is from RefSeq and is a predicted model, not a curated record. The transcript is spliced from 15 exons. NCBI's taxonomy places the organism in Eukaryota, Metazoa, Arthropoda, Insecta, Coleoptera, Chrysomelidae. The coding region runs from base 134 to 3925 and encodes 1263 amino acids.
GAUAUACAGUAUGUGACAGCGACAGUGAUAAAAAAAGAAGAACAGCUGGUUAUAGACGAAAUUAUUUAUUAUUACUUGUUUCUAAAAUACUCAUAUUUUUAUAAUUUCAAGUUAUAGAUACAUAUUUUUUAAAAUGGACACCGAUAAAAAUUGGAAUAGACCGUGGAGUACGGAUGAGAUUAUUGCAAAUGCCGAAAACUGGUCACUAGCUGGAGAUGUGGCCCUAUUGAAUACAAUUAAACAAUUUGCAAAUAAUUUGCUUACAAAAACAGAUAAUUUGAAUAAAAAUGUAAAUGAUCUUUUAAAGGAUUUAAAUGAAGUAGGUUUACAACUAGAUUUGUCUCAAAAUGAAUUUCAGAGUUUGAAAAAUACUCAGUUUAUAGAAAGUAGGGUCUAUGAUGACGACGAAACCUUGGACAGUAAUGGAAAUGAAAAAGUUCUAGAACAAAAUGCAAAACAAUCAGAAGAAGAAACACAUUUUGAUGUUAAUUUGACAUUAGAAGUUGAAUUGCUUGAUAAAUAUUUUGAAACUGUGGAAAUAUCAAUUAGUGACAGUGAAGACGAAUCAGAAAAAAGUUUUGUAUUGAAACCAAUAGACGUGUAUACAGAUAGACCCUUACCUCCUUUAAUUGGUUCAAAAGAAUGGUACACCAAUUGGUAUUUAGAAGAUGAAUUUAAUGAUACAGAUUCUCAAAAAUCUGAAGAAGUUUAUAGUGAUUCCGAUAGUGAUAACAACUUACCUAAAGAUUUAACGUUUACUUCUGAAACUAGCUCUGAAAUAGAUUUUUCACAUAGUACCACCGAAAAUAAACAUGUAACUAAUGCUAAUAUAAAAAAUAUUGUCAAAAUUCCUGAAUCAACUGCUUCAACUGAGGGAAGUGAAAGCUCAAGUUCUUUACCCACAAAGGUUCCCAUUUCAAAUAAAAUUUUUGCUGAGCAAUUGACAGCUAAGUUGGAUAAUGUAAUAAGUAAAGAAGAAAAGAUUUCUGAAGAAAUAAAUUCAAAACCUAUUCAACCGAUUAAGAAUAAUACGUUUUUAGGUUUAUUUGCUGAUGAACCUCCACCUUUAAGUGAUUCUGAAAAUAAAACUACAAAAGGUAUUUUUUCUGGUGGUAAGAAUCUUUUCGAUGAAGAUGAUGAUGAAGACACUUUGUUUAAAGAUAGUGGGAAAAAAGGUGUUCUGACUCACAAUACACAGAAAAGUGUAGAUGAUGUAUUUGAAAAUACAUCAAUAAAUAAUAAUUUCCUUCCUCAAUCAUCACAGGUAUCUAAAGGUCUCUUCGAUAGUGAUGACAGUGAUGAUGAAGUAAUUUCUUCAAAUCGAAAUAAACAAAAUACUUUUUUACAAUACCAAAAAUCUGUCAUUCCUUUAAUUGAGGACGAACCGCCUGCAUUAGAUAGAGUAACGUCAACAAAAAAGAAACCCGUAGGAGGUGUUUCUGUCUUUGGUAAAGAAAAUAUCAAUGAUUCUAUUAAGAAAAGACAAAAUAUCAGUUCUGAAAACCAAGAAAAUAAGAUACUUGGAAAAGAUGAAGUCGCUUCCCAGAAGAUUUUGAAUUUAUUUCAAGAUAAUGAUGAAGAUAUAUUUACAAAAAUAAACAGUAAAAAAACCAACUUGUUUGAUGAUGAUUUGAACAAAGAAAAUCGUAAUAAAUCUAGUUCAGAAACAUUAAAAAAGAAAAAGAAAAUUUUAAGUUUGUUUGAUGAUGAUGAUGAUGAAUCAGAAAAAGAAGAUGAUCUCUUUAAUAUACCCAAGAAAAACAAAGAAAAGAAAUCGGAUCUAUUUGAUGAUGCAUUAUUUUCUACAGGUCCUCCUAUGAUCAAAGAUAAUAAUAAAACAUCAAAUAUUAAAAAUAGUCUUGAUAAAGAUGAAAAAAUAGAAAAUAUCGGUAUUAACACAAACUUUGAUAAACCAAGUGGAGAAAUUGAUAAAAAAUCUGUACAGUUUACAGAUAAUUCUUCAUUUAGUAAAGAUAAACAGCUGAGUGUAAAAUCUAAACUUGCAAGUUUAUUUGAUGAUAAUGAAGAAGAUGACGAAGAUGAUAUAUUUGCCAAUGUUACAAAGAAAAUCGAUUUCAAUUUGUUUGAAGAACCUGAAAGUUCCGAUGACUUGUUUAGCAUUAAAAAAGAAAUCAAGACUGAUCAAGAUAUAAUAAAAAUAGCUCAAGUAGAAAACACUAAAGAUUUUGUAAAGAAUAAAUUUGAUAAAAGUAAGCCUGGCACAAAUGAAGACACAAAUAAAUUUGCAUAUAAUAUAGAUACUAUUAAACAAGACGAAGAUUAUUCAAAAUCGCAACGAAUUGAAAAGGAUGAUAGUAAAAGUAGCUCUGUAUUAGAAGAAAAUAACAUGUCAUUAUUUGAUGAUGACAUGGAUGAAGUUGGUUUGUUUGGCACUAAUAAGAAAUUCCAUUCAUUUAAUGAUGUAAAAAGAGAAGACACAUCAAACAAACCUCCGAUUGCCCAAAAACCAGAUUCAAAUAUAAUAAAAGAAAGUGGAAUUGUACAAAGUUCUAUUUCAAACAAAAUUUGUGAAUCCGAAUAUGUUUCUGAUCCAUUUCUUAAAACUUCUACGUCUCCAACAUCAAAUGAUAUAAUUUCCGGUUCUACAUCCGAGAAGCUCUUUGUACAAGAUUCUGUGCCAGUGGUGGCUUUGUUUGAAUCGACUCCACCUCCAGAUGAUUACGAGUGGGAUAAUAAAUCUGAUAUUUUGUCAGAUACCGAAGAUUUCUUAGGGUAUGGGCGGGAUAAGAACGACAUAAUUAUAUCGAGUGUGUUUGAUAAUGAACCUCCUUCUUUAAAUGAAGACGAAUCGAGUGGAAUCGUAAAAAACCCUAGUAACAUAAGGAUCGAUACGGAUGAUUCAUUGUUUGAUCCUCAAGCUUCUUCAUCGAGCAGAUUAUCUUCGGAAAUACUCGAGGAUAGUAUUUUGAUUACAAAUCCAUCACAAUUUUCCAUUAUAGCAGAGGACUCUAAAAUAACCAUUGAUGUAGUACCUAGUGAAACAUUAGAUGUUUCUUCCGAAGACGUGCAAAAUAUUAAAAAUGAAAAAAUAAUAGAAAAUGAAGAACUAUUAGAAAACAAGGAAGUUGUUAACAAAAAAAUUGCUAGUAUCACAGAAAUGCUAAAGAAUCAGAAUAAUCAAAACCAGAAGAAAAAUAACGAAAACAAAUCGUCUCCAGGAAAACUGAAGCAAAGUUUGAACAUUAACGUCGAAGCCUUACUACCUGGUUAUUCUCAACAAAAAAUUGGUAGUUUAUCAAAAUCACAAAGUUGUGAUGAUAGUGAGAAUGAAAUUUCGAAUGUUAUUAAUUUAAGUGAAAAUGAAGACGAAAAUAAUAAAUUGGAGCCAGAGACAUCCAUCGGAUUUGACACAACAGAUAGAGUAGAAAUCUUGCCAAAUAUUACCAAGGGGAGAGUGCGUAUUCCUACUAAGAGGAGACCGCCGAGUAGAAGAGGAAGGCAAGAAGCUAUACGUAAAUCUACUUCUGGUGAAUUAUCUCCAGAUUCGGAUGAAUUGGAGGCUGUAAUACAACAAGUUUCAAAUUCAACAGAAACAAACAAACAGAUUGUUUCUAAGAAAAAUAACAAUAAUGAAAAUAUAAAAAGUAAAUCGGAUUCUAAUAGCAUUGAUUCGCCUUUGGAGGAAAUUAAAAAUGAAACAAUUAAACGAAAUACAAAAAAAGAUCUUUUCGGAUCUGGUAGUGAAUCUGAUGACGAUCUUUUUGGUAUUCAAAAAAAUAAGAAGGGAAUUGGGAAGAAAGCUAAUAUAAAUAAAUCUUUGUUUGAUGAUAGUUCCAGUGAAGAUGAUUUAUUUUUGGAUAGAAAAACUAACAAAUCAACAGUAAAGACACAAAAAGUUGAACCUACAAUUAAGAAACUAGAAAAUGUCGAAACUGAAGAAGAUCCCUUAUCGAAUUUAUUAUAACUACAAAAUCAAAAAUUAUUAUGAUUUUACAUACUAUUGUGAUAUAUAUAAAGUUUAUUCCUAAUAAAAAAUAAUUAUUAUUCA